This is a messenger RNA of Priapulus caudatus, 879 nucleotides long. RefSeq names its product lysophosphatidylcholine acyltransferase 2-like. The record is from RefSeq and is a predicted model, not a curated record. The coding region runs from base 138 to 878 and encodes 246 amino acids. Lineage: Eukaryota; Metazoa; Priapulida; Priapulimorpha; Priapulimorphida; Priapulidae. The transcript has 5 exons.
ACCAAUCAUCUUUCUUGUAUAUAUUUACGUUACGAUUCUGGAAUGCUGCGCAAGUAAAGCUAAAUAUUGCAAGUUUUACAGAUUUAGAGUGAUUUUAAGGUAGAAGGUUAAGUGAUUUUAAAUUAUAUCUGUUAAGAAUGCACAGGAAAAACAAAGUUAUUUCACGACAGAACUCGCUAAUUCACCCUAUUGUAAAAAACCCAUUCUUGCAUAGACUCGAAUUGAAAUGGUACGACAAAUUAAAGAUUGCCGUCAUGGCGGUAACCGUGUUCCCGAUUCGCGUGCUACUGGUCGCCAUAUUGUUGCUGCUUUGUUGGCCCUGCGCUUUCAUUGCCGUUUGGGGUCGACGGGAUGAGGACAAGUUAGAACCGUUAACUGGAUGGAGAAGGAGUAUGCGUCACCCGCUUAUAUUCCUUGGGCGUGCCUGUUUCUUUGUCAUGGGUUUUCAUUGGGUGUGCGUCCGCGGCAGUCGGUCGUCCUGCGAGGAAGCACCCUUGCUGGUUAUAGGACCUCACAGCACAUGCUUAGACGCUAUAAUCUGUUUUGUCUGCGGACUACCAUCUAACGUGGCACGAGCCGAGGGUAAUGCGACCCCGUUGUUCAGAACGUUGAUCGAGGUCACGCAGCCGGUGUUCGUGUCGCGCGACGAUUCGAAUUCGCGCGUCAGCACGAUCAAGGAGAUCCGCAGGCGGGCCACGUCCGACGGGAAGUGGCCACAGAUUGCCAUCUUCCCGGAAGGAACGUGCACGAACAGGAGCUGCCUCAUAUCAUUCAAACCAGGUGCGUUCUACCCGGGAGUUCCAGUGCAGCCAGUGCUGAUCCGAUAUCAAAACCGUCUGGACACGGUAACUUGGACAUGGGAUGGUUUGGAUGUGUGAG